ACAAGUUCUUAAAAGAACUUAAUACAAUAGAGGAUAAUAAACAAGAUCCAAUAAAGAAUCUUCUCACAAGUCAAGAAUGGGCAAUGUCUGAACAUGACUGGCAAAUGGCAGAAGAAAAAAUAAUUGCCUCUUUUUCAGUAGCAAUACCAGCAGACAUA
Molecule: messenger RNA, 158 nt
Organism: Entrophospora candida
Lineage: Eukaryota; Fungi; Glomeromycota; Glomeromycetes; Entrophosporales; Entrophosporaceae
Source: the annotation of a GenBank genome assembly